AACCCGUAGGACAUGUUAUGGGAAGGUUGUAUGCAAGAUAACCAUAGGACAACCACGCCUCACCAAGCUCUAAGAAUUAUAUGGUUCUCAUAAUGUUUUAGGCUAGCUGGGUAAUUUGUCUACGGUUUGUAGGUACACAAUACUGAUUAACCCUAUUGCUUUAUUUCAUUUGUUAAGGCGGAUACAAUGUUGCACCUCUGUCAUGUUUCGUAUUGCCGACUGGGGCUGGCUGCAUACAUACAGUUACAGUAACUGCGCGAGACCAUUUGUAACCAAUCAUCAGAUGACGCGAGACAUUCACCUGUGUUAUAAUCAGCUGGUCACUAGAGCCAGCCCAGCAGCACGCAGCUACUUCCUGCCAAUACUGUACAUCAGGGUGAAGGAAUUGCGGUACAAUUCUAUUUUAUCAUAGCCAACAGCAAACAAAUAAUUUUGCCGCUGCCGCAGGGAAAGUCAUGAUCAUCCACCCUCGGACACUGAGAAUUGAGUAUGGAAAAACGACCAAAGUCAUGUGCGUGGUUGGCACGGAACUUACUGUAAACAUGGACAGGAGUGCCCCUCCUAGCUCCAAGUACUUCUCUGUGCAAUGCAGUCCCAGAGUGCAGUACAGGAUCACCCCACCCCCACCAGAGAGUGGGACCCUCCCCUCCACUCUCAAUGGUAAUACAAUGCUUCUUAUCACCAUGGACACUGCCAGCGAAGUGGGAAAUGAUAGCAAGCUAUCGGUCAUGUAUUAUGGAGAGAAGACGGAGGUGUUAGGGAAGGCUGUCGUUCACCUCACCGCUGUUGAGAUUUCUCUGGACGUAGAUGCUGAUCGAGAUGGCCAGGUGGAGAGGAACAACCCCAACAAGGGAUCCUGGAUGUGGGGGUCUAAUGGCCACGGUGCCAUCCUACUGGUCAACUGUGACUCAGAACGCACCUAUGGGAAGAGACGGGACAGUGAGCGUGCUGAGGUCAGCAGGGUCUCAGAUCUGAAAGACAUGUCCCCAAUGGUGCUGCGGACCAGUGGCCCUGCCAAGCUCCCAGAGGGCUACAAGCUGACCAUGCACAUCUCCCAGGGGGAUGCAGAGAGUGUCAGGGUCUUCAGUACCAGGUCCACAGCAGGCAUGCACCAAACACUGAAAAACCUGUUCUACAAGAGCUUUGUGAAGGACUACCCACUGGUGCUGGGCAGUGAGAAUUUGUCCAAGGAGGUCCCGUACCUCGGGGGAAACGCUGAGAUGAAUUUCUACGUUGAGGGCCUGAGAUUCCCUGACAAAGACUUUGAGGGCCUCAUCAGCAUCAGCCUCAGCCUGCUGGAGCCCAGCUCUCAGGGCUUCCCUGAGACGCCCAUCUUUACAGACAGGGUGGUGUUCCGUGUGGCUCCCUGGAUCAUGACACCCAACACACUCAACCCUGUUGAGGUCUUCGUCUGCAGCACAUCUGAUAACUACCAGUUCCUAAAGGGAAUGAGGAGGCUGGUGGAGAACAGUGGGUACAAGCUGAAGGUUUGCCAUGAGUACAUGAACAGAGGAGACCGCUGGAUGCAGGAUGAGAUAGAGUUUGGCUACAUUGACUCUCCUCACCAACGUUUCCCUGUUGUGCUGGACUCCCCCCGAGACGGAGAACUACAGGAUUUCCCUUAUGAUGUGCUACUGGGCCCAGACUUUGGCUAUGUGACGAGGACAGCAUAUGAUGAAGAAGUGAGCAGCCUGGACUCGUUUGGUAACCUGGAAGUUAGCCCUCCAGUCACUAUAAAUGGAAAAAACUACCCUCUGGGCAGGAUCAUAAUUGGAGUGGCUUUCCCCACGGCAACCAAGGGCCGCAACAUGACCAAAGUAGUGCAAGACUUCCUUUGGGCACAGAAAGUCCAGGAGCCCAUUGCACUGUUCUCUGAUUGGCUUCUGGUUGGGCAUGUGGAUGAAUUCAUGACUUUUGUCCCAGCUCCUGACAAAAAGGGAUUCCGGCUGCUGCUCGCCAGCCCCGACGCAGGCUACAAACUAUUCAGGGGCUUACAGAAUGACGGGCAUGGACAAGCCAAAAUGUUUGACGGCCUUGGAGCAGAAGAAGAGAUUACGGUAGAUGAGAUUUUGAGUGAUGACAAACUCAGAGCAGAAAACAACUAUGUCCAGAGCUGUAUAGACUGGAACAGGGAUGUCCUUAAGAGGGAGCUGGGUUUAGAUGACGAUGAUAUCAUUGAUCUGCCCAUCCUUUUCCAUGUGACGGAGGAGAACAGGGCAGUGGCCUAUUACCCAGACAUGGUGAACAUGAUUGUGUUGGGGAAGAACCUGGGCAUCCCUAAACCGUUUGGGCCCAAGGUGGACGGCCGCUGUGCCCUGGAGGCAGAGAUGACCUCCCUCAUGGAGGGCCUGGGACUCAGCUGCACAUACAUUGAUGACUUUGCCUCCUACCACAAACUGCUGGGAGAGGUUCACUGUGGCUCCAACGUCCGCAGGGAACCCUUCUCCUUCAAGUGGUGGAACCUGGAGAUGUGAGGAAUUUGGGGCAAGGAAUGGUUGUAGUUAGAAAGAGGGAAUAAGGCUUGACGUAAACAGCAGCAACAAUCGCCAGCAGCAGUCAUCUUCAAACAACAACAGUAGUCCUUGUACUGUACUACCCCCUUUGUCUUUAUUAAACAUGUAUUUGCCUUUUUUUUACAAAAGGAUGAAAAACUAUAUUUCUAAACAAGACUUUCGGACUUUAACAAGGGCUUAAGCAGAUUAUCAACGAGAACACAAAUACAAUCAUCUGAAUUAAGCACAUUGCAGGCUGAAUCUGUUGUUUGGAUUGGCGGCGUGCUCAAUCCAAGUGUUGUAUUUACAUGUACAGAUGAACAGGACCACAGAGAAAUGUGCAAGUAUAAUCUGGAGCCACCAGAGGGUGUGAUCCAACUAUUCAAGCAUUUCUGAAGACUUGUGAGAGAGUUUUAAUACAUUUAUUUUAAGCUUUGAGAUGAAUGCACACUAUGACUCCAAAGGCUCUCAACCUGAUGUAACUUCCAAUCACAUUUCAAUUAAUAGUAUUUUGUUGAAUCAUAAUCUUUAGAACGGUGUUUGAUGAUAAUACAUGAUUAAAUAAAUGUCAGACUAACUGUAUUUUGAUGCAGUGUUCCUUACUUAUGCAGAGAUCCUUCAGAUUCAACAAAGAUUUCAAAAUAAUUGUAAAAGAAGGCUUUAUGCACUAAUGCACAACUGACAAUAAAGUGCAACUAAAUUCAA
Salmo salar (Atlantic salmon) is the source of this 3197-nucleotide messenger RNA. RefSeq names its product protein-arginine deiminase type-2. Gene Ontology annotation, cellular component: nucleus; cytoplasm. Lineage: Eukaryota; Metazoa; Chordata; Actinopteri; Salmoniformes; Salmonidae. The record is from RefSeq and is a predicted model, not a curated record. Gene Ontology annotation, molecular function: protein-arginine deiminase activity; calcium ion binding.